This is a messenger RNA of Hibiscus syriacus, 2157 nucleotides long. Its product is annotated as MLO-like protein 1. Bases 331 to 1833 code for a protein of 500 amino acids. The record is from RefSeq and is a predicted model, not a curated record. NCBI's taxonomy places the organism in Eukaryota, Viridiplantae, Streptophyta, Magnoliopsida, Malvales, Malvaceae. Gene Ontology annotation, biological process: defense response. Gene Ontology annotation, cellular component: membrane. The transcript has 14 exons.
CAACGAAAGUAACUGAGAGCCAUAUCUCUGUUUGAGCUACAGUGUGUCUCAUCCACAGAAAAAAAUCGCUUCUCUUUAAUGGUGACUUUUGUGGACUGAGGAUCUUUCUCUCCGGAUAUCAUCCUCUCAUCUGAUUGUAUGUUGGUGAAGAACCCUACAUGUUCAAUCUUUCAUGCAUAUGAUAUAUGGUUUCGAGGCCUGAGUGAGACAUUCGUCGAACACUUGGCAGAAGACCAAAUAUUUUGUAGAUAAUUUGGCAUUUCGGGAGAACCGACAGCCAAAAACAGUGACAGUUUGAGAAGAAAAGAGAGACUAAAGUUUGGAGAGAAAAUGAGUGGAGGGGAAGAAGGGGCAACGUUGGAGUUCACGCCAACAUGGAUUGUUGCAGCAGUUUGCACUGUGAUUGUUGCUAUUUCUUUGGCUAUGGAACGUUUGCUUCAUGUUGUUGGGAAUAUUUUGAAGAAGAAAGAACAGAAACCACUCUUUGAGGCUCUUUUGAAAGUUAAAGAAGAAUUGAUGCUCUUGGGCUUUAUAUCACUAUUGCUGACAGUAUUUCAAAGUGCAAUUUCUAAAAUCUGCGUCUCAAGGGAAAUAUUAACUAGCAUGCUUCCUUGUAAACUUGAAGAAAAUAAAACAUCACAUUUUCAGAAGUAUUUUGCUUCGACCCUGGCUGGUAGAACCAGGCACCUACUGGCCGAAGAACCUGCAUCCCAUCUGGGAUAUUGUGCUAAGAAGAGUAAGGUACCUUUGUUGUCUGUUGAAGCACUCCAUCAUCUGCAUAUCUUUAUCUUUGUCCUGGCCAUCGUUCAUGUGGUAUUCUGUGUUCUCACAGUUUCCUUUGGAGGGCUAAAGAUACGACAGUGGAAGCAUUGGGAAGAUUCAAUUGCUGGAGAGAACUAUGAUUCGGAGCAAGUGUUGAAGAAAAAAGUCACUCAUGUCCAUCAGCAUACUUUUAUCAAAGAGCACUUUCUGGGUUUCGGUAAAGAUUCAAUUGUGCUAGGGUGGUUGCAUUCAUUUUUUAAGCAAUUCUAUGUAUCCGUGACCAAAUCAGAUUAUGUGACACUAAGGCUAGGUUUCAUAAUGACGCAUUGCAAGGGAAAUCCCAAGUAUAAUUUUCACAAGUACAUGAUACGAGCCUUAGAAGAUGAUUUUAAGCAAGUUGUCGGUAUAAGUUGGUAUCUCUGGAUUUUUGUGGUCAUUUUCUUGUUGCUGAAUGUUAAUGGCUGGCAUACAUAUUUUUGGAUUGCUUUUCUUCCUUUCAUUCUUUUACUUGCUGUGGGUACCAAGCUUGAGCAUGUGAUUUCCGAGUUAGCUCAUGAGGUUGCUGAGAGACAUGUAGCCAUUGAAGGGGACUUAGUAGUCAAGCCAUCAGAUGAACACUUUUGGUUCAACAAGCCUCGCAUAGUCCUCUUCUUGAUCCAUUUUAUCCUCUUCCAAAACGCUUUUGAGAUUGCAUUUUUCUUUUGGAUUUGGGUUCAAUAUGGCUUUGAUUCCUGCAUAAUGGGUCAAGUUGGUUAUAUCAUUCCUAGGCUCAUUAUAGGGGUUUUCAUUCAGGUACUCUGCAGUUAUAGCACCUUGCCACUGUAUGCUAUUGUCACACAGAUGGGAAGCUCGUUCAAGAAGGCUAUAUUUGAUGAGCAUGUGCAAGGUCAUCUCGUUGGUUGGGCACAGAAGGCAAAGAAAAAGAAAGGCUUAAAAGCUGGCACACAGACUGCAGCUGAAACAAAACCGGAGCAAAGCCCUUCGGUUUCGAUUCAGAUGGGGAGAGUGCUGCGUAAUGCAUCUGCUCCAGAGGAGAUCCAGCCUUCACAGGGCCCUGAGGGCUCAAAAUGAGCAGCUGUGAGAAGCGAAGGAGCCUUGGUAACAGCAUUUGUGAUGUAUUUAUAAGUCCGGUGGUUUGUUUUGCUCGGUUACUAGUGUGCCGUACGCGUAAAGCUACUGUAAUGCUUACUGCCAUGUUUAUAUAAAUACCAGUAUUAUAAUAGACUAAUGGGUAAUGUUCAUUACGAACACCGUCAAUAGAAACCGCCUUAGUUGAUCCUCAUUUCCCACCUGCGUGAAACUGCUUGCGAAGCUAUGUUUCCUGCAUAAUUAUACGUGUUACACAUUUUCAUUUGAACUGCAUUCAAAUAUGAAAAUGAAAUAUUAAUCCUCAAA